GAAAGUUACUUGACUGACGAAACUUUGCUGAAAAUGGCUCCGAAGACUAGUGGAAAGGCUGCCAAGAAGGCUGGAAAGGCCCAGAAGAACAUCUCGAAGACGGACAAGAAGAAGAAGCGCAAGCGUAAGGAGAGCUAUGCCAUCUACAUCUACAAAGUGCUGAAGCAGGUCCAUCCUGACACUGGCAUCAGCAGCAAAGCCAUGAGCAUCAUGAACAGCUUCGUGAAUGACAUCUUCGAGCGCAUUGCUGCAGAGGCUUCUCGUCUGGCCCAUUACAAUAAGCGCUCCACCAUCACGAGUCGCGAGAUCCAAACUGCUGUGCGUCUCCUGCUGCCCGGAGAAUUGGCCAAGCACGCCGUGAGUGAAGGCACCAAAGCCGUCACCAAGUACACCAGCUCCAAGUAAAUCGACGCCUGUCCAUGGAUCAUUCUCCAAAACCCACAAAAUGGCCCUUUUGAGGGCCCACAAAUGCAUUUCAUAAAGAGUUUUUGAUCAUUCUUCAAUGACUGGAAAAUAAAAUGAUCUCUUGCUUCGGCAUUUUCUAGAAAUAUACAUUUUAAAGACAGAAAUAUGCAGCACAACAAAAUGGCGAUACGGUUUUAGUGCCAUUUUCAAUUUUAUCACUAUAAAGUUAUAUGAUUCCUUUUAUAAAGUAACUGCUUUUCAAUUACAUAUGCAAACUAUUGAGAAUAAAAUCGCUUUAAUAUUGUA
Messenger RNA from Phlebotomus papatasi, 711 nucleotides. RefSeq names its product histone H2B. Lineage: Eukaryota; Metazoa; Arthropoda; Insecta; Diptera; Psychodidae. Gene Ontology annotation, molecular function: protein heterodimerization activity; structural constituent of chromatin; DNA binding. Bases 34 to 405 code for a protein of 123 amino acids. Gene Ontology annotation, cellular component: nucleosome. The record is from RefSeq and is a predicted model, not a curated record. The transcript has a single exon.